Molecule: messenger RNA, 1586 nt
Organism: Bufo gargarizans (Asiatic toad)
Lineage: Eukaryota; Metazoa; Chordata; Amphibia; Anura; Bufonidae
Product: M-phase inducer phosphatase 1-like
Exons: 13
Coding region: 1-1509 (502 amino acids)
Biological process (GO): positive regulation of G2/MI transition of meiotic cell cycle; protein dephosphorylation; positive regulation of G2/M transition of mitotic cell cycle
Cellular component (GO): nucleus; cytoplasm
Molecular function (GO): protein tyrosine phosphatase activity
Source: RefSeq, a predicted model, not a curated record
AUGUCCUGUGCUCUGGAGGUGGAUGUCCUGCCAAGGGUCAGCAGUGACCAGGACCCUGGCAGCUGUGACAGCAGCCUGGAUGAAGUGCUGAGCUUUUCUCCAGAUCUGGGGCUCUCACCUGUCACCUGCCUCUCUGGGAACAUGGGGCAUCUACACUGCGGAGACAGUGUCACUCCAAGGAGGAAGCUGAAAUUAUCCCCAGACUCCCAGCAAUCAAGCCCGACGGAGGCACCAAGCCUGCAACAGACUGCCAUGGGAACUGCAGCGCUCUCAGGUAUGACGUCGCUCAAGCUGGCAUCGUUCAAUGUGAAGGGCUUCAACUCCCCAGAAAAGAGAUCCCAGGUGCUCUACCAUUUCCACCGACGAAGGGCCCAGAUCGUGUGUUUCCAAGAGACCCACUUCAAGCACGGUAAGGCUCCUGCCAUUCGUAAUAAAUAUUACACCUCCUGGCACUUUGCUGACAAUCCAGAUACUAAGUCAAAAGGUGUCGCCAUAGCGAUACAUAAAUCUCUCCCUCACCAGUUACAUCUAUUUUUAUAUAUUUACUGUUACAUUGUAGAUUUCCCAAGUGAACUGACUCCUGUCCUAAAACCGCACGUCUGCAAUACAAGCGAUUCUUCUUUCCAGUCCAGCUACAAGCCGAAGAAGGCGGCUAGAAAAGUCAAUGUGAGAGACCAUGAGAACAAAUGUCGUAAGGACCCAAGAAAGAAAAAAUCUCGCCUGAAGCUUCUAGACUUGUUCCAAAGCUCAGAGCUUGUUACAGGACACCAGGAUCAGAGACCGGAGAAACAUCACAAAGACGUCCACAGAGAAAGCAACGAGAUAGAAAAUACGCAAUGUUCUGAGAGCAAGAGGGUUUCGAUGGGAGACAUCAGCCCAGCGUUCAAUGAAGAUGAAAGUGAGGACCUCAUUGGAGACUUCUCAAAACCUUACAGCCUACCUAUAGAACGGGGAAACCAUCAGGACCUGAAAUAUAUAACAUGCGGCACGUUAGCGCAUGUACUCGGAGGAGGAUAUAUAGAGAUUGUACAGACGUACCAUCUUGUGGACUGCCGCUAUCCUUAUGAAUAUGCUGGAGGUCAUAUCAAGGGGGCCCUGAAUUUAUAUAAAGAAGACCAGAUUUCGGAAUAUUUUUUUAAGAGUCCAUCACUUCCCCGGGGCAGAAGACUAGUAAUCUUUCACUGUGAAUUCUCCUCUGAAAGAGCUCCCAAACUGUGUCGGACUUUAAGAAACCUGGACAGGAAAGCAAACCAGUAUCCACAUCUCUGCUACCCUGAACUCUAUCUAUUAAAGGGUGGCUAUAAGGAGUUCUAUGAAACAUAUAAACAACUGUGUGAACCGCAAGGUUACAUAAAAAUGGUUCACAAGGAUUUCCAAGACCAAUUAAAAAAUUACCAAAAAAAGAAGAAGAACUUGUCGGGCCAAAGGAUCCGUAAAGAGCUGUUUAAGCCUCUGACCUCCAGUAAAAGCUUCAGUCCUGUUACAACGCAGAGCGUACUGAAAUUGUAAGGCAUGGCCUACAGUGACUGAAUGGACCUACACUGACAGAAAUCAUGGCAACCUGACAACCAAGGGAAAUAAAGCUA